AUGACCGCUAGCGACUUCUUUUGUGAAAAUCUGUCUACAGUCAGCACUGCUCUCAAUCUAUCGGAAACUGUCUCAGGAGUGACUCUAGCCGCUUUUGGCAAUGGUGCCAAUGACCUUUUCAGCACAGUUAGCGCUGUCAAGAGCGGAGGGAUAAAUUUAGGUCUGGGAGAGCUAUUGGGGAGUUCCCUUUGUAUAACAACAGCAGUACUAGGACUCGUACUCAUCCUGUCGCCUUUUAAACCACCCACAGCGCCCUUCUUUCGAGACACCUUAUUCCUAUUUGGAGGUCUUAUACUAAUCCUGUUUCUGGUACUGCGCCCACCUCAGUUAACCAGAGAAGCUGGUAUUCUAUUAGUAGGCUAUUACGUGCUCUACGCAACCGUCGUCAUCGGAGGGAAUCAGGUUAAUAAAUACCUACGUAGAAGGAAGGCCAACGGAUUUGUCCAUGUCGAGGAAGAAGUGGACAUUGACGCCAACGAUGGUGAAGAGUGGACUGACGCCUAUCGAGAGCCAGAGGCUGAAACGAGUUUGGAAACAGCACCAGUGCAGCAGCAAACAUACCCGCAUAUUAGAGUGUCAGCAGAUGGAACAUCAUCAAUAGAUACUGACACUGCUCCAUUAUUGGGAAAAUCGGUAGACAGGAGGUUAUCGCUAGUGCCGCCCUUGUCGACGUCUUUUAAAAAGACGAGACAGUCACGAGAUUUACAUCGUAAAUGGAGCCAAACUCUGUCAGAACGGUCGCUACCAAUUGAUGUCACCACUAGCGAUACUCCAUCAACACCCACGAUGCCGCUUAGCCCUAUACCAAUAAUAUCAUUAAUACCUCUUCAAAGGAAAACCGCGACUGUAUUUGAGUCGCUCUUGCCCAUGGAAUGCAGUCAUUUUAAAUCUUCAACAUCGGCCCAAAAGUUGUGGCUUAUUGUAAGAAUGCCGCUUUUGGUAGUCAUGAGAGCAACAGUGCCAGUACUCUCACGAUUGGAAUGGAUUGAAUCAAGGACACAUAUUGCUGUUGUAACGGAUGAAAAUGUACCAUUUUACGAACCGCUACAUUUUGGACGAGUUACAUUGGCCUUAUUUCUCGCUCCAUUUCUUAUAUCGUAUUCUCUUUAUGAUGGGAGGUGGCUGUGGGAAUCUGUUGCAAGAGUAGUGGGGCUAUCUGCUGUCAUCGGUAUAUCCCUGGCGUCCCUUUUCUACUGGUUGUCAAGCUACGAACCGACCAGGUUUAAUAUUUUCGUAACCUGUUUUGGCUUUCUAAUGGCAACCGUUUGGAUGUCUUUGAUUUCCGACCAGCUUGUUGGCAAUCUACAAGUGAUUGGAGACUUGCUCAACAUCGACGAAUCUAUACUAGGUGCUACAGUAUUUGCUGAAUAUAGACGAAUCGCCAGGGCCUCAUAA
Molecule: messenger RNA, 1395 nt
Organism: Synchytrium microbalum
Lineage: Eukaryota; Fungi; Chytridiomycota; Chytridiomycetes; Synchytriales; Synchytriaceae
Exons: 5
Coding region: 1-1395 (464 amino acids)
Biological process (GO): monoatomic cation transport; transmembrane transport
Cellular component (GO): membrane
Molecular function (GO): monoatomic cation transmembrane transporter activity
Source: RefSeq, a predicted model, not a curated record